Messenger RNA from Salmo salar (Atlantic salmon), 3875 nucleotides. The record is from RefSeq and is a predicted model, not a curated record. Lineage: Eukaryota; Metazoa; Chordata; Actinopteri; Salmoniformes; Salmonidae.
GUCCGUUACCAUGACAACAGCCACGAAUGGGGAGCAGCAUGUGGAGGGAGGAGAGGAGAUCAGUACAGGUGUUGAUGGGAUUUCCGCAUGGCUUUAUUCAUGCUUGCUGUGAUGACUGUAGGCUACUGGACGUAGAUAACAGCUGUCAGCAGAACACCACCUACGCAAACUCACCAUAGUUUCCCCAUCUAUUCGGUAACCUUGCUUUUCGGGAAUACGGAGCGUAUAAUUGAAUUUACGGUGGAAAUAAUUAUCAACAACCAAACGGUAAUAUGGUGCAUCACUCGGGAUCCACACAGUCCUUCAAGCAGCAAAACGGCAUGCACACAAGCAUCAGUGAGAUCUUGAAGGAGAAGACGCUGAAGUCGUCCCGUCGCAGUCUGCCCUGCCUGGCUCAGAACCAGAUACACCCACAGAGCCUCAGCCACUUUCUGUCCAUGCCCUGCACCCCUGACGACAAGCCCCAGACACCGGUAGGGCUGGGAGUUAGCAAGCCUGAGCUCCAGGACCAGACACCUGCCCAGCUCCAAACCCAACAGGACCCCUGGUUACAGCACCAGGCCCAGCAGGUCGACCCCUGGUUACAGCACCGGGCCCAGACCCAGCCUCUGACCCACAGUCACAGCAACUCCUGCAACCUCAUCGCAUCAAAGACAGAAGCUGCGAAGGACCACUAUGGGGAGGAGUCAGAAGCUGCGAAGGACCACUAUGGGGAGGAGUCAGAAGCUGCGAAGGACCACUAUGGGGAGGAGUCAGAAGCUAGUGCGUACAAGGCAGGAAGGACAGACGAGUCGUUUCUCAUUCAGAAACCUGCCAUCCGAGCCAAAUUAGAGGCACGAGCAGAUUCGCUUCAGGGGACCAACCUCGGGCAGCCGUCUGGUCUGAUGUUCAGAGAUGGAAAGAAGCGUAUCGAUUACAUCCUGGUCUAUAAGAAGUCCAGUCCUCUGGUGGAAAAGAGAGUCACCUUCAAGAGGAACCUGAGAGCUGAGGGGCUGAUGCUGGAGAAAGUGCCGUCUCUGACCAACACCGACAUAAUGUUUGUGAAGAUCCAUGCACCCUGGGACACGCUCUGUAAAUACGCCGAGCAGAUGAAUAUCAGAAUGCCAUUCAGGAAAAAAAUGUACUUUACGGAUUGGAAGAGCAAAGUUAUGGGCAGCCGGUUCCAUCUGAGGUGUCGUCAGAUAAAGAGCUGGUUACCCAGGAACCCCAUGAAGCUGGACAAGGAGGCCCUACCUGACCUCGAGGAGACAGACUGCUAUACAGCCCCGUUCAGCAGGGCACGCAUGCACCAUUUUACCAUCAACAACAAACAGACGUUCUUCUCCAACUCCACCAGAAGCAGAAUAGUCCACCAUGUUCUCCAACGCACCAAGUAUGAGGACGGGAAGUCUAAGAUGGGUAUCAACAGGUUAUUGGGCAAUGGAACAUAUGAGGCUGCAUUUCCUCCACACGAGGGUGGCUAUAGGAGCCGACACCCUAUUGAGACCCACGGUGCCCAAAACCACAGACACCUGCUGUACGAGAGGUGGGCUCGCUGGGGCAUGUGGUACAAGUACCAGCCUCUCGACCUUAUCAGGCGUUACUUUGGGGAGAAGAUUGGGCUGUACUUUGCCUGGUUGGGCUGGUACACUGGCAUGCUGAUCCCUGCAGCUCUGGUGGGUCUCUUCGUCUUCCUCUACGGACUCCUUACUAUGGACACUAGUCAAGUCAGUAAAGAGAUCUGUGAGGCCAACACAACAAUCAUGUGUCCCAUGUGUGAGCAGAACUGCAAACCCUGGAAACUCAGUGACAGCUGUGUCUAUGCAAAGGUGACCCAUCUCUUUGACAAUGGAGGAACUGUGUUCUUUGCUAUCUUCAUGGCUAUAUGGGCCACGGUGUUCCUGGAGUUCUGGAAGAGGAGGAGGGCGGAGCUGACGUAUGACUGGGACCUCAUCGACUGGGAGGAGGAAGAGGAGAAUCUGCGGCCCCAGUUCGAAGCCAAGUACUCCAGAUUAGAGAGAGUAAACCAUAUCUCUGGCAAGCCGGAGCCCUUCCAGCCCUUGACUGACAAACUCAGCAGACUCAUGAUCUCUGUGUCCGGCAUCUUCUUCAUGAUUUCUCUGGUCCUGACAGCGGUGUUUGCGGUGGUGGUGUUUCGACUGAUCGCCAUGGAGAAGUUUGCAUCGAUCGACUGGGAGUUUGUCAAGAAGAACUGGCAGUUUGCCACCUCUGGCACCGGCGUCUGUAUCAACUUCAUGAUCAUCAUGUCUCUGAAUGUGGUCUAUGAAAAGGUGGCUUACCUUCUCACCAAUUUAGAACACCCGCGGACUGAGUCAGAAUGGGAGAACAGUUUUGCGCUCAAGAUGUUUCUCUUCCAGUUUGUGAACUUGAACAGCUCUACGUUCUACAUCGCUUUCUUCCUUGGAAGGUUCGCCGGCAGACCAGGAAAAUAUAACAAACUGUUCAAUAGAUGGAGACUGGAGGAGUGCCACCCCAGUGGCUGUCUGAUUGAUUUGUGUCUACAAAUGGGAGUCAUCAUGGUCCUAAAACAGAUCUGGAACAACUUCAUGGAGCUGGGUUAUCCUCUGCUUCAGAACUGGUGGUCUCGCAGGAAAAUGCGGACAGAGAGUAAGGAGAGGACAGGAGGUGGACAGAAUGUGGAGAACAAAGUACAGCUUCCUCAGUGGGACAAAGACUGGAACCUGCAGCCCAUGAAUGCCCACGGCCUGGUGGAUGAGUACCUGGAGAUGGUUCUCCAGUUUGGUUUCAUCACCAUCUUCGUCGCUGCUUUCCCGUUGGCUCCUCUCCUGGCUCUGCUCAACAACAUCAUAGAGAUCCGUCUGGACGCCUAUAAGUUUGUCACUCAGUGGAGAAGACCCAUGCCUGCCAGAGCCACAGACAUCGGUAUCUGGCAUGGUAUCCUGGAGGGGAUCGGCGUGCUGGCUGUCAUCACCAACGCCUUCGUCAUCGCCAUCACCUCCGACUACAUCCCACGCUUCGUCUACGCGUUCAGAUACGGACCCUGUGUGGACAAGGGAUACCGUCAGGACGAAUGUCUACGAGGCUACAUGAACAGCAGUCUGUCUGUGUUUGACAUGGGCGAGCGCUGGAACGUGAGCGAGGAGCAGAGUAGAUUCUGCAGGUACAGAGACUACAGAGCCUCUCCCUGGAGUCCAGUACCAUACGACUUCACUCUGCAGUUCUGGCACGUCCUGGCUGCAAGACUAGCCUUCAUCAUCGUCUUCGAGCACCUGGUGUUUGGCAUCAAGUCGUUCAUCGCGUACCUGAUCCCAGACAUGCCCAAGAGUCUGUGCGACCGCAUGCGGAGGGAGAAGUACCUGAUGCAGGAGAUGAUGUAUGAAGCAGAGCUGGAACAUCUGCAGAAGGAGAGGAAGAACGGCGGGAGAUAUCACUACGAGUGGCCUUAGUGUCGGCCAUGUUAUGUUACAUCCCCCUGUACUACAUACAGUACCUCGUCUGCAUACCUACAGCAUAUACACUCAUAUAUACAGUACACUGAAUAUACACACCAACAUACUCUCUCAUGCACACACACCAACACACACACCAACACACACACACACACACACCAAGACACACACCAAGACACACACACACACCAAGACACACACCAACACACACACCAACAUACACACAAACACAUACGCACCAACACACAAACACAUACACACACCAACAUACACACACCAACAUACACACACCAACAUACACACCAAAAUAUACACACACACACAACAUAAGCACUCCCAUUCUCCCUUCUGCACAUCAAAGAAGCCCUCUUCGGUUACCAGAGGUCCUUCUACCAUCCUCCUCUGUCCCCGUCCUCUGUCCCCGUCCUCUGCCCUCUGUCCCCGUCCUCUAUCCCUGUCCCCCGU